GAGCCGAGCCGCGCACAGUCGUUUCAUCUUUCUUUAUUUUUUCGAGCGUUCCAGGCCGGGCGGGGCGACCGACCGGCCGGCUUGGCUUUGGCUUGGCUUGCUUCGGCUUCAGUCAGUCACUCAGUUUCCAUGGAAGUGCCGGGCUGUCCGUUCCGUCCGGGGCCCUGUUGUGUGUGCUAGGCUACGUUUCGUGGUUGUAGUAGUUCUCCCGCGUCAUGGUGACUGUGCCGACUCUGACGGGAAGCUGGGCGUCGCUGCGUGUGUGUGGGUUACAGCAGCCACGGUGUAGUGAUGGCAGUGCGGCUGCGGCGCCGACCUGUUGCCUGCAGGUCGAGCGGCUUGGCGUCGCGGCCCGCGGCCGGCCUGGCCCAUGGCCUGGCGUCGGCUGCGUCCGCGUCACGUGCUGGCGCCGUGCCGGCGAGGAGCCCGCCUAGUCUUCGCCUCGGACAGCGGACAGCGUGAGCAAGGGCGCAACCGUGUUGAGAAGAGAAGUGCCGAAUGUCAUACCCCUGAGGACUAUGGCGUUAAGCGUCAAACAACCGCUGGAAGAAGUCCACGCAUGACUUUUUCACCUGCUAGCUUCUCACCUACUGUAUCAACUCCAUCAAGUAAUUACAGUACACGGACUAAUGCAGGUCAAACAGUUGCUGAAUGGGGUUCCUUACCACCUGGAGCCACUUGGGCAGCAAGAAGUUCUAUUCCAGAUCUAAAAGUAUGCAACUUCUCUGGUCAUGGCCAAGCACCACUAUCCACCGAUGUAAGAUAUUUGUACGAGAGGCUCACUACAAAAGCUUGUGUUUUGAAUGAUGUGGUCGAAUGGCUUGGAAAAGAAAUAUGUCUUAGACACAAUCUGGAUGAACCUGAUCAUUUGAAAAAACUUCACCCGGAAAGAUUUGUUGGUAUUGGGCAUGUUUGUUGUGAUGCUAAUGGUAAGCUCAACCAUACUGCAGUUCUUCUGGAAGGUGCACGAGGACAUCCAAGCUUUGGCAUAAGUGUUCCCCUUAAGUUAGCAUCUGUUCCGUCAUACGCACUGUUUCCGGGUCAGGUGGUUGCAGUUGAGGGAACAAACCCCACUGGUGAAGUGCUUGUGGCUGAAAAAGUCUACUGUGAUGCUGCUCUUCCUCUGCCAUCCACUCCUUUAAGAUUAUCGACAGCAAAUGGGCCUCUUCAUGUUGUUGUCGCAAGUGGACCAUUCACUCAAAGCGACACUAUGACUUAUCAACCUCUUGAGGACCUUAUAAUGUAUGUUCAACAACACCAGCCUCACAUUUUAAUUCUCAUUGGACCAUUUCUUGAUGCAUUGCAUCCUCAAGUCACUGCAGGCCUUCUAGCUCAGUCCUUCACUGAAAUAUUUGAGAAUAUUGUUGAUACUCUGAUGCGUACCCUUGCAGGAUGCCAUACUGAAGUAAUUUUAGUUCCAUCUUCUCGUGAUGUUCAUCACCAACCUGUGUACCCUACUCCUCCUUAUGUCCUGCGAAAAUCAUAUCCCCGCCUUCAUCUAUUGCCAGACCCAGCGUUACUUGAUAUUAAUGGAAUAGUGUUUGGAAUCACAGCCACUGAUGUUCUGAAACACAUCACCAGAGAAGAAGUUGUCAAUCCACCCCAAGCUCCGGAUCGUUUAGGUCGUUGUGUUUCUCAUCUGAUCAACCAACGGUCCAUGUACCCUCUUUAUCCUCCCCCAGAAGAUUUCAAUGUGGAUAUGGAAAUGUGGGAUGAUCACACUCACCUUCCAGUCACCCCACAUGUUCUUGUUUUACCAUCUGACCUGAGAUAUUUCCUCAAGAACAUCAAUGGUUCCUUUGUUGUUAAUCCAGAUAGACUUGCUAAGGGAUCAGCAGGUGGUACAUUUGCCAGACUGAGUAUUAAACCUGUUCUCGAAGAAGACAGGUCUAUAGCCAAGAGUAUAUGUGCUCAAGUUGUACGAAUCUAAUUAUAAUGUACUUGUGAUAUCUUGAGAUCAAUUGUUCAAUGUUAUUUUGUCUUUCGGAGGCUACUUUUCUUACUUUUGUACCCACCAUUGAUUUGAUAUAUUCCUUGCUCUUGAAAUUGAUUGUUGUUUUCUAGUCUGUUAAUUGUUAAGUUUAUUUGCUUCUUAUGUAUAUGGUGCCAAGUGCACUUGUGGAAGUACUAAAGAUAUCAAGUUUCCAUGUAUACCUUAGCUGGGCACCUGAAUUAAAGAUGUUGAAAUUGUCA
This is a messenger RNA of Thrips palmi, 2193 nucleotides long. It is a transcript of the gene DNApol-alpha73, whose product is annotated as DNA polymerase alpha subunit B. Gene Ontology annotation, cellular component: alpha DNA polymerase:primase complex. NCBI's taxonomy places the organism in Eukaryota, Metazoa, Arthropoda, Insecta, Thysanoptera, Thripidae. Gene Ontology annotation, biological process: DNA replication initiation; DNA replication. The transcript has 8 exons. Bases 371 to 1930 code for a protein of 519 amino acids. The record is from RefSeq and is a predicted model, not a curated record. Gene Ontology annotation, molecular function: DNA binding.